Tigriopus californicus is the source of this 1578-nucleotide messenger RNA. Its product is annotated as zwei Ig domain protein zig-8-like. Gene Ontology annotation, cellular component: neuron projection membrane. Bases 589 to 1578 code for a protein of 329 amino acids. The record is from RefSeq and is a predicted model, not a curated record. Gene Ontology annotation, biological process: synapse organization. Lineage: Eukaryota; Metazoa; Arthropoda; Copepoda; Harpacticoida; Harpacticidae. The transcript has 7 exons.
AACAUACGGGAAUAACUCUCGAAAGAAGGAGAGAGAGAAACGGAGAACAGACGGAAGAGCCCUUAGUCAAGGCAUGUCGUUUCUGAAGGUGGGGAUGUGUCAAUCCGUUCUGGCCCAUACAACCAAUACGUUGCAUUACGGUUUAGGAUUGAAGUGUUUCUAAAUACCUUUGACAGGGAACUUAGGACCCUCGGUACAUCUGUCCGCUUUGGACUUGUCAAGAUCCACAGUGUCAGUCAGUGUGGUUGGUGAAAUUUGGACAAAGUUGAGAAGUUGGGGGGUCUCUCUCCUCCUUUCCUCCCGUGAGUUUUGACGUGACUUUCGUGCCAUCGAGUGAUCUGUCAUGUUCUCUUUUGAGCUCUUUUCAAUUUUGAAUUUUAAAGGUAAAAGCGUUCGAAAUAGGCUUGAUGGUUGAUUUUAUGGAGUUGGAAAGUUUGACUUCAUUUGAGUGAAGUUAAAAGCCAUACACUUUUGGAGAGAGGACUGAAUUAACAGCCAUACAAGGGAUGAGUGCCAAGAUCCAAUUAAGGUGCUGGAUGUGUCCUGAGGCUACCAGAAGAUUCAUACAUAAGAAUAUAAUCCGCUAAAAUGGAUUCCAGAGUCGCGACCGCAUUGAAUCUCCAUGUAAUAGCUUUACUUGGGGCCUGUCUUUUUAUUGAACCUGGCGGAGGAAAAGCCACUGCCUAUGGGACCAACCAUGGAAUGCCUGGACACCAAUUCCCACGGUUUCAAAAGAACUUUUGGUACGAAUAUUCAACACCACCCAGCACAAGUUUCCCUGAAUACAUCGACUACCAUCUCUCACCUGAACCGGUAACUCAGAUCCCUCCAAAUUCUCCUCACCUCUUAAAUCCCGCUGGGAUGGAAAAUAUCACGGCACAGUUGGGCGCUCCGGCGAGACUUUCCUGUUUGGUGAAGAAUCUUCAAGACAAAACCGUCUCUUGGCUCAAAAGGAACGAUGAUGUGCCGAUAUUGGUAACCUUCGGGAACAGCGUCUACAUUCACGAUGUCCGGAUUACCGUGGAGAGAAAUCGGUAUCGAGAAGGCAAACAGGAAUGGGUCCUGAAUAUUCUCAAUGCUCAGAAGUCAGAUCAAGGCAUCUACGAGUGUCAAAUUUCCACCGAACCCCCGCAAAUUCACAAAGUCCAUCUUUAUGUGGAAGCUCCAAUUCUGACGGUGAUGGAUGGUUUUGGCCGCGAAUUGGUGGACCAAUACUACAAAGUGGGUUCCAGCUUGGAAGUCAUGUGUACGGUGGAUCGUUUACCCGCACGACCUUUGCCGCAAAUCAUCGAAUGGAGACACGGCAACCGUCGACUUGCUCAAGAAAAUAGUACCUUAGGCCAAAUUAUUCAUACAGAACUUCAAGGAGACGGUGCCAUCAGCCAUCUCUCAAUAACCCAAGCCAGUGUGAAGCAUUCGGGAAUUUACACUUGUUCACUGUCAGAUACCAUCAGUCAGUCCCUCAGACUCCAUAUCAUAGAUGGUAAGUACGACUGUCUGGAUGCUACGAAUGUUUUGUACAAGGACUUGGUCGCCACAAAAUGGAAGAUAAGAUGUUUGACUCCAAGUGAGCUUUGA